CCGCUAUCCCCUCGAACAAGGGUUCCCCCGCUGGGGGUCGCGACCCCCGGGGAGGCCGCGGCGGGGCGGCGGCGGGGUCAUGGGUCCGACAGAAACCUCCUUGUGUCUCAUGGCGCUUGGGGUCGGGAGCCUGGCAGAAGCGGGGGACUGCAACCAGAAGCGGUUUGGGAAUUCCUGCCUGCAGAGACAGAUAAAGAGGCCGCUGAUGAGUUAACGCAGAAGUAUGCAGUGGUGCUGCCUUUACAUCAUGUGUUUGGUGGGCUGUCAAACUCUGUUAAUGAAACAAUGUUCUUAGAGCUGUAAAUGCACUGAAUUGUAAUUGCUUAUUUUUUCAGGCCUUUCUAGCUUACUAAAAGCCGGACAUGCUGUAUCUGCACGAUACUUUUGGAAAAACUUUUGGCCGUGAAAUGAUUUGAUUUAAAGCGUGGCUGUUCUCUUCAGCUCUUUUUGGCUGCGUCAAUACCUAACGGACCUGGAGGUCCACUACUUCAUGCUAAAAAUGUCUCCAGUGAAGCCCCAUUAGAUUGCAGUUCCUGUGUAUGGGGUGAGCAGAAUCAAAACAUGGUUGCUGCAGAAAAGAGGAGUUCCCAUCUUCCUUUUUCCCUUAUCUCGGGGGACCCUUUUCAAGUUGGUUCAAUGCACUAAUCUGAAAGGCUAGUGAAGUAGUUCAUAGGAGGUCCUGACAAGGACCAGUGCCCUUGCAAAGGAAGAGCUCCUGACCAGCCGAACUGCUUGUGGAAAUACAGCAUGAUUCUGUCAAGUUUUAUUUAGAACACUUACUUGUCAUUGCAGGGAAUUUGUUAUUCAGUGUGAGCUAUCUUUUUGUUUUGUUUGAGGAAAUUUGUGUGCUGCAAUCAGCUUGGUGAAUUUUUGAUUUGGUGUCUGCUUGCUGCUGGCUGAUAAACCCAACUUCUGUGUUGAGAAACAUCCUAGAUGAAUUUCUCUCUCAUACAGUGUUUGCGGUGUGGAAUUAAGCUACAGAACUUUUUUUUUGCAUUUAUGGCUUGAGUUGUUUAUCCCAUCUUCUGACUGAUGAAACUGUUAAAAUUGCUCUUUCUAAUAGAUGCCAUCUCCUGGGUUUGUAGCCACAGAGGCCAUGUGGCUCAGGUGAAGGAAGACACCCACUGUGCCUUUUUUGUCUGGGUGACAGGUCCAAGGCCAUCCAUACCCAUGUCAGAAGCUGUGCAGAAGUGGAGAAGCUGAGAUGUUGGAGUUUGAACUGUAGUCACUCAUGCAAUUGUCAAGUUGCUAAUACAAUGGAUGUUCUAAUUCAAAGGAAUUGUACUCUUUGAAAUUAAUGUUUUAAGGAAGACGGAAGCUGAAAAAUGGAAAAAAAAGAGCCACAUCGCAUAUUUUGUAGCUGAAGAAAUUCUGACACUUUGCUUUUUCAGCCACCUUUUAAUACUGCUUUCUUAAAGGAGUGGUGUUUGAUGUUUAAAACGGAUAUGAUGGAGCUCCUGGAGGAAGAUCUCACCUGUCCCAUUUGCUGUAGCCUGUUUGACGAUCCUCGUGUCCUGCCCUGUUCACAUAACUUCUGCAGGAAGUGUCUGGAAGGAAUACUUGAGGGAAAUGUGCGGAAUGUGCUUUGGAGACCAUCCCCUUUCAAGUGCCCCACAUGCAGGAAGGAAACUCCUGUUACUGGAGUCAACAGCUUACAAGUCAAUUAUUCUCUGAAAGGUAUUGUGGAGAAGUAUAACAAAAUCAAAGUAACUCCUAAAAUGCCAGUGUGCAAAGUGCACAGUGGGCAACCCCUUAACAUUUUUUGCCGGACAGACAUGCAGCUGAUCUGUGGGGUCUGUGCCACCCGUGGUGACCAUACAAAGCAUGUGUUUUGUUCUAUCGAAGAGGCCUAUUCUCAGGAGAAGCGUGCAUUUGAAACCCUGUUCCAGGGCUUUGAAACUUGGCGUUGCGGAGAUGCACUCUCUCGGUUGGAUACCUUAGAAACUAGUAAGAGGAAAGCUCUGCAGAUGCUGACCAAAGAUUCUGACAAGGUGAAAGAGUUCUUUGAGAAGCUGCAACACACACUGGAGCAGAAGCGAAAUGAGAUUCUCUCUGACUUUGAGACCAUGAAGCUUGCAGUGAUGCAGGCCUAUGACCCAGAAAUCAAUAAGCUGAACACAAUCCUGCAAGAGCAACGAAUGGCUUUUAACAUCGCAGAGGCCUUCAAAGAUGUAUCUGAACCUAUUAUAUUUCUACAACAGAUGCAGGAAUUCAGGGAAAAAAUCAAGGUGCUCAAAGAGACUCCUUUACCUUGUUCCAACGUAGACAUCAGCCCUACAAUGAAGAACUUUGAUACCAGCCAGUGGAAUGGAAUAAAACUAGUUGAUGUGGACAAGCUUUCCUUGCCUCAGGAAAACAACACUCUUAAACUCAAAAUUACUUCAGUCUUUUCAUCCAGAUUCAUAGUGACUUCUCUUAUUUGCUUCCUUAUCCUUGCUGUCACCAGAAUGUCCUUUGUGGAGUCUGUUGUUGACAAUCUCCAGUGCUGGAAAUCUCAAUUCUUUACAAUUACCUUGUCCUAUUUGGCAGAUACAGUGGAAAUAGCAGAUCAUGCAGUCUUUUACUGGGAACAGAUGACAGAUGGAGCUUCACUUUUAAGAGAAAAGUGUAAAAACUAUACGUUAGUGGUACUGGAUAAUGUUGCACAGUUUGUGUGCAAAUAUAAAUUGUUGUGAAGUCCCUACUGAAAUGUAAGAAGUAACAGAGAUCUGGUGAAGAAAACAAAAAGCUCUGUAAAUUUUUUUUUAAGAUUUCCAAUGAAAACAUUUUAGAGAUUCAAAAUGUUUCCAAAAUAUUCCUACUGUUCACAUGCUUUGAACAUUGAUAAAUUGGAAGGUGAAAUUGAGCUUUGAAAAACAUAUUGUUUCUGAAUUUUUAUUUCAGUGGUGAUUAUGGAAACCUUAUUCAUUGUAAAUCGUCCUACUUACCAAAAUACAGGGCAAAACUGUGUACUUAGUUCAGUGUUAAUAUAAUUGUAAAAUAAGAUACCGUAUACCCUUCGAUAAAAGGUGUUGCUUCCUAAAAA
Molecule: messenger RNA, 3025 nt
Organism: Rhea pennata
Lineage: Eukaryota; Metazoa; Chordata; Aves; Rheiformes; Rheidae
Gene: TRIM13
Product: tripartite motif containing 13
Exons: 3
Coding region: 1431-2675 (414 amino acids)
Biological process (GO): positive regulation of canonical NF-kappaB signal transduction; innate immune response; positive regulation of macroautophagy
Cellular component (GO): cytoplasm
Molecular function (GO): ubiquitin protein ligase activity; zinc ion binding
Source: RefSeq, a predicted model, not a curated record